AUGGAGGCUGGAAACCAUACCACCGUGACAGAGUUCAUCCUUUUGGGGUUAACAGAGGAUUCUACACUUUGUGUCAUCUUCUUUGUGCUUUUCCUUGGAAUAUAUGUUGUCACUUUAGUAGGAAAUAUCAGCAUAAUCAAUUUAGUAAGAAGCUGUCCCCAGCUCCACACCCCCAUGUACCUGUUCCUUAGCCACCUGGCUUUUGUGGAUAUUGGGUAUUCCACAUCGGUUACACCGAUAAUGCUUGUAGGUUUCAUUGUACAUGGAACGGCCCUCCCUGUGGCUGGCUGUGAAGCCCAGCUCUGUUCUGUGGUGACAUUUGGAACAGCUGAGUGCUUCCUGCUGGCUGCCAUGGCAUACGACCGCUAUGUGGCCAUCUGCUCACCCCUGCUCUACUCUACACAUAUGUCCCCUCAGAUCUGUAUCCUCUUAGUUGGGGUUUCCUAUGUGGGUGGCUGUGUGAAUGCUUGGACAUUUACUGGUUGUUUGUUAAGUUUAUCUUUCUGUGGACCAAAUCAGAUAGACCACUUUUUCUGUGACUUCUCCCCUUUGUUGAAACUUUCCUGCUCAGAUGUCUCCAUUGUUGGAAUCAUUCCCUCCGUCUCUGCAGGGUCCAUCAUUGUGGUGACAGUGUUUGUUAUCAGUGUCUCCUACAUCUACAUCCUCAUCACCAUCUUAAAGAUGCGCUCCACAGAGGGCCGCCAGAAGGCUUUCUCCACCUGCACCUCCCACCUCACUGCAGUCACUCUCUAUUAUGGAACUAUUACUUUCAUAUAUGUGAUGCCCAAAUCCAGUUACUCAACUAAGCAGAACAGGGUGGUAUCUCUGUUAUAUACAGUGGUGAUCCCCAUGUUGAACCCACUUAUCUACAGCCUGAGGAACAGAGAUGUAAAGGAGGCCCUUAGGAAGGCAACCAUCAGAAUAUAUUCGUAG
Messenger RNA from Nannospalax galili (Upper Galilee mountains blind mole rat), 933 nucleotides. Its product is annotated as olfactory receptor 491. Gene Ontology annotation, cellular component: membrane. Gene Ontology annotation, molecular function: G protein-coupled receptor activity; olfactory receptor activity; odorant binding. Gene Ontology annotation, biological process: G protein-coupled receptor signaling pathway; sensory perception of smell. The record is from RefSeq and is a predicted model, not a curated record. Bases 1 to 933 code for a protein of 310 amino acids. The transcript has a single exon. Lineage: Eukaryota; Metazoa; Chordata; Mammalia; Rodentia; Spalacidae.